UCAAAUCGGGAGUUGCGGAGCAAACUUCUAGUGACUGACAAAUGUACCGUUUUUCGCGCGGCGCUUUGGCGGCCCUGAGAGCGGAACCGCACUGAAGUAGGUCGUAAACCGUGGACCGUGGACGCAGAACGAGGGAGGGUUGGCGCGGCCCGGUUAUUUGGACACGUUUAUGGUUAUCAAGUUUGACAAUAAACAUCGGGCGGUCCUGUAUGACACGGAGUUAACGAUACGUCAGCAUGGGUGGGUUGCUCAGUUACUUUCGUAACCUGCUCGGCAGCCGCGAGAUGCGGAUCCUGAUUCUCGGCCUGGACGGCGCCGGCAAAACCACGAUUUUGUACAGGUUACAGGUAGGCGAAGUAGUAACCACAAUACCAACCAUAGGGUUCAAUGUAGAACAAGUUACUUACAAAAAUUUAAAGUUCCAAGUCUGGGAUCUCGGUGGUCAGACGAGUAUACGACCAUACUGGAGGUGUUACUAUUCCAAUACAGAUGCGAUAAUUUACGUGGUAGAUUCGGCAGACAGAGAUAGAAUAGGCAUAUCAAAGGAUGAAUUAAUUCUCAUGUUACAAGAAGAAGAGUUACAAGGCGCAAUCUUGGUGGUACUGGCGAAUAAACAGGAUAUGGCGGGAUGUCUUAGUGUCGCAGAGGUCCAUCAAGCGCUCGGAUUGGACGCUCUCAAAAACAGAACCUUCCAAAUAUUUAAGACUUCCGCGACGAAAGGCGAAGGACUGGACCAAGCUAUGGACUGGUUGUCGAACGCGCUGCAGAGUAGAAAAUGAUCAAUAUUAUGUCAGAAUUAUUUAUAUACGAGCCUUAAAAGGGGACUAGUCAUACGACUGUCGCUCUAAAUGUGCCGCCGGAUUGCCGGGCAUGCGAUGUUUUGUUUAUUUAUUGUGAUUAUUGUAUUUUAAAUAUUUUCUUUACAAUUUACAGCGAGAAUAUUCGAGGAAUCACUGUACUUUUUCAUAACGCUGAACACAAUGAUAAGGGGAUCAUUUUAUCUUUCUAUGUAAUUUAAAAUAAACUUAGAGGAUUCUUUCGACUUA
Temnothorax curvispinosus is the source of this 1046-nucleotide messenger RNA. It is a transcript of the gene Arl1, whose product is annotated as ADP-ribosylation factor-like protein 1. Lineage: Eukaryota; Metazoa; Arthropoda; Insecta; Hymenoptera; Formicidae. Gene Ontology annotation, molecular function: GTPase activity; GTP binding. The record is from RefSeq and is a predicted model, not a curated record. Gene Ontology annotation, cellular component: Golgi apparatus; cytoplasm. Gene Ontology annotation, biological process: vesicle-mediated transport; intracellular protein transport. The coding region runs from base 237 to 779 and encodes 180 amino acids. The transcript is spliced from 5 exons.